GACAUGAUCAUGCUAAAAAGGGACAUAAAGCCACAAAGUGACAGGCCACGGAAAGUCCGGUUUCGGAUCGCGUCCUCUCACAGCGGGCGGGUUCUGAAAGAGGUGUAUGAAGAUGGGCAGCCAUCCGGCUCUCUGGAUUCUGAAUGUGCCAGCAUCUGUGGGAUAGAUGGACUGAGCGAGCCUGACGGACAGCAGAAUGGCCACAUAGGAUCGGAGGGUGAUGAGUAUGAGAACGACCAGGACAACUUGCUGGUGUUAGCAAGGGCUGCCAGCGAGAGGGGUUUUGGGACACGAAGAGUCAACAUUUUAAGCAAAAAUGGCACAGUCAGAGGCGUCAAGUACAAAGUGAGUGCCGGCCAAGCUCUAUUUAACAAUUUGGCCAAAGUCCUGCAGCAACCAUCAGCUGACCUAGAAUUUGACCGUGUGGUGAUUUAUACCACUUGCCUUCGUGUGGUACGGACAACCUUCGAAAGAUGCGAACUGGUUAGAAAGAUCUUCCAGAACCAUCGAGUAAAAUUUGAGGAGAAAAACAUAGCUCUGAAUGGUGACUAUGGAAAAGAGUUAGAUGAGCGGUGCCGGCGUGUCUCGGAAGCCCCUUCCCUCCCCGUUGUGUUCAUCGAUGGCCAUUACCUUGGGGGUGCUGAGAAAAUUUUGUCAAUGAAUGAAUCAGGAGAACUGCAAGACCUCUUAACCAAAAUUGAGAGAGUGCAGCAUCCGCAUGAGUGUCCCUCCUGCGGAGGCUUUGGCUUCCUGCCCUGCUCCGCCUGCCACGGGAGCAAGAUGUCAGUGUUCCGAAACUGCUUUACAGACUCUUUCAAGGCCCUGAAGUGCACCGCCUGCAACGAGAACGGUCUUCAGCGCUGCAAGAGCUGUGCUGGUUAGAGGGGACUCUUGCCCAGGGAGCACC
Molecule: messenger RNA, 907 nt
Organism: Canis lupus familiaris (dog)
Lineage: Eukaryota; Metazoa; Chordata; Mammalia; Carnivora; Canidae
Gene: GRXCR1
Product: glutaredoxin and cysteine rich domain containing 1
Exons: 4
Coding region: 4-882 (292 amino acids)
Biological process (GO): inner ear receptor cell stereocilium organization; sensory perception of sound
Cellular component (GO): kinocilium; stereocilium
Source: RefSeq, a predicted model, not a curated record